GAUGAGGAGGAGAGGCAAGGUCGCCGACACCUGGGGUGGCGGUUCAUCAUGGGAGGAAACACUGGAGGAGAUUCGGUAUCCUCCCGGAAGAAGUGGAAGAACAUGGUGUACCUGGCCGAGGUACAAAGGCCACCGCUGCCUAAGCGAAAGAAGAAGGAACCUCUGAUCUUUACAGACGAGGAUUAUCCCCCAGUCCUCAAUCCUCACAGGGACGCUCUGGUGAUAAGAGUGGAGAUCAAUAAUGUGGUUGUUCACCGAACCUUGGUCGAUACGGGCAGCUCGGUCAACGUAAUGUACAGCAACACCUUUAAGGACUUGGGAUUGUUCCGAAGCGACCUGAAGCCAAUCCAUACGCCGCUGUCAGGAUUUACAGGGGAUACUAUCGAAGCAGAAGGAACUAUCACGGUAAAGGCCGGGGUAGGAGAUGGCACCCACCGACUCUGGGUCGACAUCGAAUUUAUGGUAGUACAGCUCGACUGUGCACACCAUCUGAUUCUGGGACGACCAGGGUUGGAGGACCUGGAGUGCGUAAUCUCCCCCGUCCACUUAUGCCUAAAGUUCAACACUCCCACAGGGGUGGGAGUAGCAAAGGGGAACCAGAGCCUGUCACGGUCGUGCUAUGUCAGGGCGACCAAAAGCCAAGCCCGAGUCGGCGAGAAUGUGAGCACGAUCUGUGCGGCGAUCCAGAAGGAGGAGGGGCGACCCCGAGCUGAGCCGGCGGAAGAGGUCGAGGAAGUUUCUUUGGACCUGGUUGAGCCCGAGCGGAAGGUGAAGGUAGGCAAAACCUUACCGCUUGAAUUAAAGGAGCAGUUAUUGGAGGUCCUCCGAGCAUUCAAGGUGCUAUUCGCUUGGGGACCAGAGGAUAUGCCAGGGGUCGACCCAAAAAUCAUCUACCAUAGAUUGGCAGUGGAUCCGACCCACAAGCCGGUCAAACAGAAGAAGCGUUUCCUUUCCGCAGAACGGAGAGAGUUUGUCACCAAGCAGGUGACCACCCUGCAGUCCAUUGGGCACAUCCGGGAAGUCCGCUACCCGGAAUG
Messenger RNA from Cuscuta campestris, 1037 nucleotides. The record is from the annotation of a GenBank genome assembly. NCBI's taxonomy places the organism in Eukaryota, Viridiplantae, Streptophyta, Magnoliopsida, Solanales, Convolvulaceae.